This is a messenger RNA of Fulvia fulva, 1107 nucleotides long. Its product is annotated as 2-oxoglutarate-dependent dioxygenase. NCBI's taxonomy places the organism in Eukaryota, Fungi, Ascomycota, Dothideomycetes, Mycosphaerellales, Mycosphaerellaceae. The transcript is spliced from 2 exons. The coding region runs from base 1 to 1107 and encodes 368 amino acids. The record is from RefSeq and is a predicted model, not a curated record. Gene Ontology annotation, molecular function: dioxygenase activity.
AUGGGCUCGAUCGAACAAGACACAUUCCUCGACUUCCCAGACCUUCCACCUUUCCCUUCAAACGUCCCCACCGCUCCCUUCCUCCGCAUCAACCUGAAGAAUCUCCUCGACGGCCACAUCGACGAAGAGGAGAAGCUGUGGCGCGCAUGCUGCGAUCUUGGAUUCUUCUACCUCGAUCUUCGCGAGACCGUCGACGGCGAGGGCCUGAUCCAGAGCGCCGAGGAGUGCUUCGGACUCGCGGAAGGUGUUUUCAGCCUUCCGGUUGAGGAGAAACAGAAGUAUGACUUGAUGGAGGAAGGGUCGUAUUUUGGAUACAAGGGGUAUGGGAAAGGUGUGGUCGAUAAGAAGGGUACUAGGGACAGAAACGAGUUCUGGAAUAUAUCGAAAGAUGAUGUUAUGGGGAGUGGGCAGAGGUUGGCGAAUCCGGCGUCUAUCUCGACGGAGGAGGCGAGGGCGAAGUUGAGGGGGGUUAUGGUGCGGAGUCAUGCUGUUGUUGAUCUGGUGCUGGAGAGGGUGAAUGGGAGGUUGGGACUGCCGGCUGGGACGUUGCAGGGUUUGCAUAGGAUUGAGGCGAGGAGUGGGGAUCAGGUGAGGUGGGUGAGGAGUCCGCCGCAGGAUGUGGAUGAUCGACAGCAGGCGUUGGGGGAGCAUACGGAUUUUGGGAGUGUGACGGUGCUGUUUAACCGGCUGGGGGGUUUGCAGGUGCUGCCGCCGGGGACGGAGGAGUGGGCGUAUGUGAAACCGUUAAACGGACAUUGUGUCGUGAAUCUGGGCGAUGCUAUGGUGAAGUUUACUGCGGGCGUGUUGAGGAGUAAUCUACACCGCGUAGUCAAUCCUCCUGGUGAGCAGGGUGAUCAGAUUAGGUACAGCCUGGUGUACUUCAACCGGCCCGAGGAUGAUGUUAUCUUGAAGGUGUUGGACGGCAGUGCGUUGAUUGACGAGAAGAAGAAGAAGGAGCCAGGCUUUGAGGAGGGCGAGGAGAUCAGUGCGAAGCAGUGGAUUCUGAAUCGAGCUAUGGGGCGACGAGUCGGUGGAGAUUGGAAGAAAGGGCAAGGGAGUGAUCAGAGUGGGAUCGAGAAGAGGGAUAGUGGUGUGGCAGGGUCGUAG